AUGGCGCUGCUGCGGGCGGCCGCGCUGCCCUCCGAGGGCUGCCCGGCCUGGCUGCCCACUCACGUCCAGGUGACGGUGGUGCGGGCCCGCGGGCUGCGCUGCAAGGGCGGCGGCGCCGGCAAAGGCAAAGCGGGCGGCAGCGACGCGUACACCGUGAUCCAGCUGGGCCGCGAGAAGUACAGCACCUCGGUGGCCGAGAAGAGCGGCGGCAGCCCCGAGUGGAGGGAGGAAUGCGCCUUCGAGCUGCCCCCCGAGCCCGGGGCCUGCGCCGGGCUGCUGCUCACCGUGAUGCACCGGGCGCUCGUGGGCAUGGACCGGUUCCUGGGCCAGGCCCUGGUGCCGCUGGAGCCCGGCCGGCAGCGCGGCCGCGAGCCCGACGAGCGGUGGCACAAGCUGCACUCCAAGGCUGGGAAGAAGGAGAAGGAGCGCGGUGAGAUCCUGGUGAGCAUCCAGUUCACGCGGAACAGCCUGACUGCCAGCAUGUUCGACCUGUCCGUGAAGGACAAGCCCCGCUCGCCCUUUGGCAAGCUCAAGGACAAGGUGACAGGCAAGAAGAAGUAUGAAUUGGAGUCAGCCUCUGCCAUCAUCCCCAGCAGCAUGGCAGCCCUGGAUGUGGAGGAUGACUUUGAGCUCGGGGGCAAGAAAUCCAGAGUGAAGGGGUUCUUCCUGAAGAGCAAACUGCGCAAAUCCUCCCUGAGCCAGUCCAACACCUCCCUGGGCUCUGACAGCACCAUCUCCUCUGCCAGCCUGAGCCUGGCAGCCACUGCCCCCGAGGCCACCAGGUCCCCCAGCAGACAGGGCAGCCUGUCCACCGAGCGCUCUGUGAAAGAGCUGCUGGCCUCGCCGAAGCUGAGCCACAAGAGAGCCUUCAGUGACGACGUGUCCCAGCUCAGCCCGGCCCAGCUGGAGCCCAGAGCCCCCCAGAGCCCCCAGGGCAGGCAGGAGCCCCCGGGCCGCUCCUCGCUCUGCAUCAACGGCAGCCACGUGUACGGGGAGGACUCGGCCCCGCGGGUCCCCCCCGGCUCUGCCCCGCUGCCCGUGCCUCCCCGCAGGCAGGACGAGCCUCUGGCCUUCACCCCCCUGCCCCCCGAGCCCCAGGAGCUGCCCUGGGGGCUGGGCAGCCUGGAGAGGGCCCAGCAGAGGGACGAGCCCAGGUUCAUCCCCUCCCCUCCCAGCCUGGCGCUGCAGGAAGAGCUCAAGGUGUCCACCAAGGCCGUGACCCUCAGCAACCACCUGGGCAGGGCCAGGAUGGAGGAGAGCAGAGCCAGCCAGGCUGCAGCUCCUGCUGCCACCUCCACGGAGCCAGGCAAGGACACAGCAGCUGAGGACAGCAGGAAGGAGGACAAGAAAGCCAAGGGAGGCUUCUUCCACCACGGGGGCGCCCGGAGCGACGCGGGGGGCAGAGGGGACAGAGGGACCCCCGUCCACCCUGCGGGGGAGGAGAGGAGUAAGAGCAGCUGGUUUGGGUCCAAGGAGCCCAAAGAGUCUCCUCAGAAACCCAGUUUCCCGCCUGGGCCGCGUGCUGCACCAGAGGUCGCUGGGAGCUUUUAUUCCUCUGAGGAUUGCAGUCCCUCUGCCUCCCCAAGGCAGGCAGACCCCGAGAGGGAGCCUCCAGCCCCAAGCAUUGGUGUGCCCGUGCCAGAAACCGGUCCCCCAGCACCGGGAGAGCUCCCUCCUGCCGACACCGACACCGACACCGAGCCCGCCGUCCCCCCGCUGCCCUCGGAGUGGGACGACACCUUCGAUGCCUUUGCCACCAGCAGGCUCAAACCAGACAGGAAGAAGGAGAAUUUCUUUGCCUCGGUGGCAGCAGAGGGCAUGGCUUUCAUCGACGACCCCGACAGAGCCAGCCCGAGCAAGAGCCCGGCCCAGCCGCCCUGCCAGCAGGGCUCCCAAGCGUUUGAAAAGGCCGAGUCGCCCGUGGGCGCUGAAAUCCCCGCAGCUCUCCGCUCCUGGACAAAUUUCUCCGCUUUAGACGUGGGGGCCAACCUGGUGAGCACCACCCAGGAGGCCACGGUGAUCGAGGACGUGCUGAGCCCCGUGUCCGCCGGGUCCAUGGCCAGGAGGAGGAAAAGCAGCACGCCCAUGGUGUGGGCAGCCGCCUUUACCUCGGGCAACCCCGGGGACAACGAGGCAUCGACAGCGCUGAGCGCGGAGAACAGCGCUCGGGAGGAAGGGGACAGCGGUGAGGAGGAACCCUGCAGCGCAGGCACGAACGGCUGGAUGACCAUAGCCACCGAAACCGCUGCCGAGCCCUCGCAGAGCGCCCCGAGCGCGGCCCAGGAGCGCGCGGCUCCCCAGGGCGCCUUCGGCCCGCGCCCGCCCUUCCUGGCCGAGGGCGCCUCGGAGGCCCAGAGCUCGGCCCGUGCCACCAGCUGCGUGCUGCCCAGGAGCUCCUUCCCCCCCGAGGCCGAGGCUGGCGGCGCGGUGCCGCCCGUGCCCCCGCGGGUGCUGGGGGACGCGGUGACGCCGAGGUUCCCCGAGGCGGGCGCGGAGCCCGGGGGCGAGGGCGCCUUCGACAUCCGCAGCUCGGUGUUCCGGCUGCAGGCCAGCAUGCGGCUGGAGGCCAGCGACGGCCUGCUGAAGCUCAGCUCUGACAUCCGUGAGAGGCGCGUGGUGAUGGCACCGUGGGCAGGCCACCAGGGCCACCAGGAGCCGGCGGUGCCACCCCCCAAACCGCCCCGGUGGUUCGCAGCCGCGGGCGCUGCGGGGGACAGCGAGGAGGGGGAGCCUGGGGACACCCAGCGAGGCAAACAGGAGCCGUGGCCAGACUCAGAGGGCCCGGGAGCAGAGAUGGAAUUGCCAAGGAGCCGUGGCAGCAGCGAGCCCUCCGUGGCAGCGCCUCCCACAGCGGGAGCGGGCGCCGCUGAAGCCGGGAGCGAGUUCCAGGGUGCCAGAGCUGCCACUGCGGACUCAGCAGCUGGCCUGGGGACAGGGGACACCUCUGUGGGGGAGCACCCAUCAGAGAUCAACGAGGCAGAUGUGGCCGAGCAGUUUGAGACUUGCACAUCCAAGUUGUCCCUGGAUGGACUGGAGCAGUCCGGUGCUGAGGAGAGCUGGAGCCAGCCCCGUUUGUCCCCUCAGAUCCAGGAGGCCACACACAGUGCCAAGUGGGAAAUGGCCUCCAAGCAGGAGCUGUUCCCCGAGGAGCUCAGUGUUUCAGAACUAAAGCCACCUUCCAAGCUAGACCUGGGCCAGCUGGGCAGCUGGACGGUCCUGGAAGAGCAGGAGGCAGCUGGGCAUCCACAGCCACGGCCCCAAAGGUCAGAACGUGGGCAGAGUCCAUCCCAGCUGGAGCUGGCGUGUGAGGAUGGUGAGGGGCGAGCAGAGCAGCCCGAGCCCUGUGCCCCUCCCGAGGAGGCAGAGGAGCCCGAGGGGCACUGGGCACAGAGCAGGAUAGACUUCAAGAAAGCCGAUUUCUGGAAGCCAGAUAGGGCAGAGGAGAGGCACACAGCCCUGAGAAACCCCUUCACCCUGGCCCUGAGCCCCAUUUCCCCCAGCAACCCCUUCAUGGAGAAGCCCCCAAACCCCGUCCCUGUCCAAGCUGUGCUGCCCAAAAAGCUUGAGCAGGGCGACUUCAGCUUCCACUGCAGCCUGCAGGAGGAAGCCCCCGGGCACGGCUUGCCGCCCACUAACGCUUCCCCCCUGCAUGCCAGCCAGCCCUUGGCCUUCUCCACCCCUUUCCUCGUGGCUGCCACUAACCCCGAGCCGUGUGGCCCCCCCCGGGCCCCCGCGGGGGUCCCUGCCAGCCGCGCCGCCGCCCGGCCCUGCCCGUGCCCGCAGCCCCGGGACGCACAAGCUUCAGCGCUCCUGGUUCUGCCCAGGGAGACACGGCCGGCUGAGGAGCCCCUCGGCCUGCAGACAUCCAGCCCCCACCCCGUGAAACCCCUGAGUGCUGUGCAGGAGGGCUCCAGUGAGAGGAAGCAGCAGCCCAGGAGCAGCCUGAGCUCAGCCUUCAGCAAUGGCCUGGAGAGGCUGAAGACAGCGACCACGAGCAGCGUCCAGCCCGUGGCCCCGGCCUCCCACCCGGACAAAAGCGAGCCCAAGCAGGAGCCUGCCCAGCCUGACCAGGCAGCCAAGUAUUACCACCUGACCCACGACGAGCUGAUCCAGCUGCUGCUGCAGAAGGAGGGCGAGCUGAGCAAGAAGGAGGAGCACAUCCAGGAGCUGGAGAACUACAUCGACCAGCUGCUGGUGCGCAUCAUGGAGCAGUCCCCCACGCUGCUGCAGAUCCCUCUGGGGCAGGGCCAGGCCCCCUGAGCCUGCCA
Catharus ustulatus (Swainson's thrush) is the source of this 4268-nucleotide messenger RNA. RefSeq names its product RAB11 family interacting protein 5 (gene RAB11FIP5). Gene Ontology annotation, cellular component: mitochondrion; early endosome; secretory granule. The coding region runs from base 1 to 4260 and encodes 1419 amino acids. NCBI's taxonomy places the organism in Eukaryota, Metazoa, Chordata, Aves, Passeriformes, Turdidae. The transcript is spliced from 6 exons. Gene Ontology annotation, biological process: regulated exocytosis. Gene Ontology annotation, molecular function: small GTPase binding. The record is from RefSeq and is a predicted model, not a curated record.